Schistosoma margrebowiei is the source of this 3024-nucleotide messenger RNA. The record is from the annotation of a GenBank genome assembly. Lineage: Eukaryota; Metazoa; Platyhelminthes; Trematoda; Strigeidida; Schistosomatidae.
AGAUAUGAAAAGCGGUAAAAAAUGCAGGUGAUGGUUAAGAGAUUCAAAAUGAUCCGGGGAAAUUAUCUGAACGACCUAGAAUUCUGAAGUUGCCAAGUGAGAGUCUACCAUUGACUCUAAGAUAUUGCCUAUUGUAUUUUUGGCGGAAAGUUCGUUCUGUGUUCAAGGUGUGUGUAGAAAUAUCUCUAUAAAAGCCACUGUUCCUUUGAUAUUUUAUUCUUGCGUCCAGUCAAGCCAUAAUCAAGCCAAAUCUUAUAUGCUCUUAGGACUUUAAGCCGUCUGACAAAUAAGUAAUUGUUCCUACAAUGGAUCUCGUCAAAGCAGAAAUAGCGAGGCAACGUGAGAAGCUAGUUAGCAGCGGAUUGGUAUGUAUAGAAAUCCUGGUUUUCGUUGUAAUUUAGAUGAAGUGUGAUAAAAAGUUCUUUAAGCGUUCACUAUUAAAACAAAAAGAAGAAGAGGAAUAUUUCAGCAAAUCUAAACGCAUUAAAGAACAAGCGAAUAACAAUGAGGACUAUAAUUUUAGAAUUAAAACAGAAGAGGAGGAUCUGUUGUUGAAAAAGUUCGAAGAAAGAAGUCGGGAAGAAAGAGAAAAAGGGAAGCUUAUGCCUCGUAAAGAAGUUAUUCGUCUUCUAAGGGAACGUAAUCAACCCAUACGAUUAUUCGGUGAAAGUGACUAUGACACUUUCCAACGGUUGAAAAGGGUUCAACUUUUAGAACCUGAAUCAAAAGGAUUACGCAAUGAUCUAAUUGCAGCACUAGAUAAGUUAGAUGAUGCUGAGGAUGAAGAGUUUUAUACCUCAGGUCGUGGAAAAUCAGCUUCUGAAUCUCAGUCCGUUGAUAGCUCAUCAACCUCUACCCUGGAUGUAAAAACAAAAGAAAAUGUAUUAACAGAAGACGAACUUGAGAAGAUAAAGAUAGAUUUAGCCCGUUAUGUCACAAUGAAAGAGGGUACUGCUACUGAUGACGCAACGACUGCGGUUGUUACUAUUAGUAAACUUGCCCCAGAUAUUGUAUGUACCAAUGAUUUUGACGAGGGGUUUCAUGAUCAAGUGAUCGAUCACACCCUUCGCUAUUUGAAGUUCCUCUUGUCAAAAUGGGGUCAUGCUUUGAAUACUAGAACUAAAGAAGAAAAACUAUCUUAUUCUGGAAAAAUGGCUAGUGCAACAUAUACCCAAACAGUAGAGUAUAUUAAACCACUUCUUCGUACACUUCAGAAUAAUCGUUGCAAAGAUGAUAUUUUGAAUUCCUUGGUUAAAAUCAUGGUUUUGAUGAUUGAUCGGAACUACCUAAAGGCCAAUGAUGCUUAUUUAGAAUUAGCAAUUGGUAAUGCUCCUUGGCCGUUAGGUGUGACGAAUCAUGGUAUUCACUCACGUACUGCGCAAGAAAAAAUCUAUGCCAAAAACGUAGCACACGUUCUGAACGAUGAAACACAACGUAAAUAUAUUCAAGCUAUAAAAAGACUAAUGACACAAUGCCAAAAGUUUUUCCCAUCAGACCCUUCAAAAUCUGUAAAUUACAUGGGCACUGUGGGGUAAUUUUUUAUAUUUCAAGUUCCACUCUUUCAUUCAAAACACAUUAGUGUAAAUAAACUGAUUUUUCAUUUAGUAAAGUUGUUUACUGCAUGUAAAUAUUACUGGUAUAAAUUUUGGAGAAAUCUUAAUAUUCCUGUUCAGACUACGUCACGUAGUUCUAUAACAGCUUUGAUUACUUGAAAGUCUUUCAUAUUAUGGUGAUAUAUAUUGUUGAUUGAUAAGGAGACAGUUGUUAUAAAUCUGGAAGCUUGAUAUGAUUAUCCACCUAUUUUCUCAAACUCCAUUAUGAAGAGUUCGAAACAUUAUAACUAGAAAAAGCAUUGUGUAGUGAAAUUUAGAACCAAUAGUAUCCCGAGUAAUUAGUCCAUUUUAUUUUCAUUCUGGGCAUUUGCAAGAUAAAAAUAUAUUUAACUUCUAUUGCUGUGGUCAAUCCACCACCACCGUCACUAAUUUCUCUGAUAAAGAUACCAGAGUUUUGUUUUACAAAUACAUUAAAAGAGUAAUCCAGGUAUGUAAACAGAAAAAAUGUUUCAUUAACUGAUCAUUUUUCUAACUGAACGCUAGAUUCGGUUCCUAAGCUCUUCUAGCGACCCCCAGGUUAAUUCUGCACAGCGACUUGAUCACGAGAGAAAAGGCGCGAAAUAUGGAAGAAACACUUUGCUCCAAAGGUUUGUUUAUGUACAGAAAAUCUAAAGUAUUUGCAGUAUUUUAUAUGGCCUUGGGCUUCCGGAAGUUUCUGGAACGCUAAUAAACAUAGUAGCAGUAUAGGUAAUUAUCCUCAACAAUAAGAACGGCCUAUGACGAGCUAGAACAGAAUUUUUAUGGAGCAAGAACAGGAAAAAGAUCUUGACACAUACUACUGGGAACAUUCAUACAAUCGUUGUAAUGAGUAUUAUUGAAGUGACUGCUGUAACCACUUUCAGUAGACUCCAAAAAUAACAAGAUGGCAGUUAACUGAACAUUGAACUUGGUUAUUGUUGAGGAGAUCCAGAAAAGUCCUCGAGAAAAACCAGGAAAGGCACUGAAAACACUAAGAAGCAUCUUAUCCAAUCAGGGUUCAAUAAAAGUUUUGCCGGAAAUGUCUAGAACGUAGAAAGUCACAUAGUGCGUUUCUGGCUGUUACUAUGUUUGUUAGCGUUCCAGAAACUUCCGGAAGCCCAAGGCCAUAUAAAAUACUACAAAUACCUUAGGUUUUCUGUACAUAAACAAACCUUUGGAGCAAAGUGUUUCUUCCAUAUUUCGCGCCUUUUCUCUCGUGAUCAAGUCGCUGUGCAGAAUUACCCUGGGGGUUACUAGAAGAGCUUAGGGACUGAAUCUAGAGUCCAAUUUGAAGUUUUAUCUUUUAUUUCGAACUAGAAAUCUAUCUUUUGAUUAGGCAGUCUAUGUUGAUCUCAUGUCCAGUUUUCAUACUAAAUUUAAAGAAUAUGCGCACAAAUCUCUUACAUUUUACGUUGCUUUAACCAAACGUAAUUUUAAUUUAAUUACUUACGCC